AUGACUGUACCAAAAGGCUAUCGCUUUAGGCCUACAGAUCAAGAACUCCUUCUAAAAUAUCUCGAGAAGAAGUGUUCGAACGAAGCCCUGCCUUGUGACGUCGUUAUCGAUCGCGAGAUUUAUGGCGACAAAGCCUCAUGGCAGAAUUUCACCGACGAAGAUCCCUGGGAGAUAUCCAAAACCAAAGACAUGAAGACAGAUUUAUGGAAGAUAGAAGGUACAAUCUACGUUUUCACAACCUUGAUCAAGGCCAGCCAAAACAGGAUUGCAAGAAAAGCUGGUUGUGGCUCUUGGCACGGAGAGACCGCUCGUGAAGAAGUUAAGAACGGUAAAUGUGCAAUAGGGUACAAGACAACGUUGUACUUUGAGAUUGCCGCCGACGAACCUAUUGCAAUGGAAGGGCCUGUGGAAAAAGGCCACUGGAUCAUGCAAGAGUACUCUCUCCGCGAUGGCAAUACUGAUAAAAGUACAGGCAAAUAUGUUCUUUGCAGGAUAAAAAGAUUCGACUCAAAGUACACCAAGUUUCGAAAACCCGCAAAGCGUGUUAGAACUGAGGUUAUGCAAGAAAAGAAGAUGGAGUGUGAUAUUACUGCGGCACCGGAUACAGAAGUAGUUCCCUUCUCAAAAGAUCAACAAUUUGUGCAAGAUCAGAGUUUUCUAAUGAGUGACGAUGCGAAUGAGUUAACCGUUGAAGAACUUGAAGCUAUUUGGGAACAGGAGGAGCAAGGAAGUUAUUCACCUUGGCAUUGUGAUAAUUCUGCACUUGUUCCAUUGGAUAGCAAUACUGUAACGUCAAAUACAAACUUUCACAUGCCUGCAGCAUAUCUUGACAAUUCAGUUCCGGUAGUGGAGCAGCAACGAGGUUUCGGGCUUGAUUGUAAUGCAUUUGGAAAUAUCUCUUCGACUCCCAAAAAUGAUUGGGUACAGUAUUCGAACCCCUCUCACAUAGGGGCGCAAAAUUUGUCAAAUACAGAAACCUGGUUGAGUGCGGAGCUUCUUCCAAGCGAUCAAGAGAGUGAAGGGUUCUUGUUUCCAAACUCCAUGUUUCAUGCCAUAGCAGAACCAUCACCGAUAUUCUCUUUUUCCAAUGAUUUGUUUUUGGAUCAGCAGAAAAAUAACAUGUCAGAACAUCUUCCCUCAAUAUGGUGGUGA
This is a messenger RNA of Rhododendron vialii, 1152 nucleotides long. Its product is annotated as NAC transcription factor 29-like. Gene Ontology annotation, molecular function: DNA binding. The record is from RefSeq and is a predicted model, not a curated record. Gene Ontology annotation, biological process: system development; regulation of DNA-templated transcription. NCBI's taxonomy places the organism in Eukaryota, Viridiplantae, Streptophyta, Magnoliopsida, Ericales, Ericaceae. The transcript has 2 exons. Bases 1 to 1152 code for a protein of 383 amino acids.